Molecule: messenger RNA, 1568 nt
Organism: Mollisia scopiformis
Lineage: Eukaryota; Fungi; Ascomycota; Leotiomycetes; Helotiales; Mollisiaceae
Product: NmrA-like family protein
Exons: 1
Coding region: 1-1233 (410 amino acids)
Source: RefSeq, a predicted model, not a curated record
AUGCCAACUCCUCGCAAAACCAUUGCUGUUGUCAACUCCUCUGGCAGACAAGCAGCUUCCUUCAUUCGAGUGGCAUCCGCUGUUGGAUAUCAUGUUCGAGCCCAACUUCGAAAUCUUGAUGGCAUCGUCGCAAAUGAGAUUUCUUCCCUUCCAAACGUGACUGUCAUUGUUGGGGACUUGUAUACGAAGCCAACAUCGACCAGCAGUGCUAGUCCAGCAUUAGCACCGUCCGAUACGGGAGUAAACCAUGAUUUGAUACGACAAAUUUAUCAUGGUGCACAGUUGGCAUUCAUCAACACCACUUUCUGGGGAGACGAGAUUGCCAUUGGAAAGGCAUUGGCGAAUGCAGCGGUGAUUGCUGGAAUCGAGCACUACAUCUAUUCUUCCAUGCCGAACCACCAUCUUCAGAACGAGAGUUGGCCUUCGCUACCAUUGUGGAGCUGCAAAGAGACGAUAGCAUCCUAUAUUCGUUCCCUUCCUUCCUUGCUUCCCAAGACAACAUUUCUCUACACCGGAAUUUACAACAACAACUUCACCUCACUUCCGUAUCCGCUCUUCUGUAUGGAGUUGCAACAAGACGGAUCAUUUACCUGGACGGCACCAUUCCAUCCUGACGUGCCGCUUCCCUGGUUGGAUGCAGAGCACGAUGUGGGACCCGCAGUAUUACAGCUUAUUAAAGACGGGACAUCGCGUUGGGGUAAUGGCGAGAGGAUAGCACUUGCGUACGAAAUGUUAUCUCCUCGACAAGCAUGUCGAGCCUUUUCUCGCGGCGUUGGACGACCGGUUCGAUACAAACUGCAGAGCAAGAUCGACGUUAAAGUCAAGAUUCCAAAUGGAUACAGGGAGCAGCUUCUGGCGUUGGAGAAGAUGUAUGCACUUGGCAGAGAGGACCCGUCGAAGCAACCGUUUUAUUUCGGCGAGCGGAAACUUGAAGACAGUUGUCCGGAUGAAGCGAUGGCGUUAUGGGAAGGUUAUCGAGGCCUAGAGGAGUAUGCAAGAGAGGUUUUCCCCUUGGAAGAAGCUGCGAACGGACUUACAUGGAUGAACGAACCUGAUGGAGAGACGGAUGGAGAAGACGGAGUUCUGGAAAAGGGGGACCUAGAAGAAGCCGAUGAUGAUGAUGACGAUGACGACGAGGACGAUGGGUUGGUCAUGGGUGGAGGAUUGAAUUCCGGGACCGGUACAGGAGGAGAGAAUACACCGGCCAGAAGAGAGGAAAGUUGGCUUGCUUGAGAGCAGCAGUACACUUUGUCUACAUCUCGACCUUUCGCUGUUAUGCCCUUCUAAGAUGACAUUCGGACGAGGAAAGGUCAGAUGCAAAGAGAUUCUUCACGAACAACGACGAAACGGCCUCGGGAGCAUAAAACACAGAUAUUGGAAAAGCGUUCAUACACACUACAUACAUAAUGUCUACCAGUGACGAACACCAAAAACGGGAAUGGGCGGUAGCAUUUGAUAUCUUGGGCGGCUAGCUUUGAAACUUUUCGUUGCAUUGCAUUGCGUGGAUUGGGUUUUGGUUUGGUUUGGUUUGGCUUGGUGGGGGGUUUUCUCGUGCAGCAAAAAUAGCA